Nerophis lumbriciformis (worm pipefish) is the source of this 917-nucleotide messenger RNA. NCBI's taxonomy places the organism in Eukaryota, Metazoa, Chordata, Actinopteri, Syngnathiformes, Syngnathidae. The record is from RefSeq and is a predicted model, not a curated record.
UUCUUCUGUGUCACCUCUCCGAAUCUUCUGUGUCACCUCUCUGACUCUUCUGUGUCCAUCAGCGAGCGCAUGGCCGCCUCCAGUCAGGUCUCCUUCCGAUACAGACGAGUGUCCGUCAACUGCAGCUCUCAGGAGGACAACAUGGACGCAGCAUUGGGAGGAACCCUGCAGAGAACACAAGUUGACGGGGCGGUUCCUGUCAGCAGCUCGUGGCACGAGCACCCUCGUGAGUGGGUUCGCUCGCACGACAACGCCGUCACGCCCAACUCCUCGCCCAGUCCCAGCCGGAGGUUCAGACCUGCGGGCAGAGCCUGUGUCCGAUGGCCCUCCUUGACGCCGCUCAAGAGGAAAGGGGGGGCGGAGUCAGACGGUCCGCCCAAAAAGCUUUUUGUCACCGGCGUCCUGGACCCCGCCGCCCACACGGCCAGCGCCUCACUUGCAGACUCCGCCCCCAGUCCUCAGUCGUCUCCGCUCGCCUCCCACCUGCACCCGGCGCAUUAAUAACCCUUUCCUAAAGGCAGUGGGCGGAGCCAGAAGUGCCUUAGAGUGACACCCAGCACGUCUUUAGCCAGCAAGGAGCAACACGUGUACAAACUCUACUGCGCACGUCCAAAAAGGCGCUCAAACCGGACGCUUUUUUUUUUUAAGGCGUCCGGAGGUUCCUUAUUUCUCCACUUGAAGUGAAGGAUUUGCACUCGUAUGAAGCCAAAGACCACCUCGGCGCUUAUUUCCAGACUUUUGGAUUUCAGCUUGCCGCCUCGAAUGUGUCUGUCGGAGGCGAGCGAGCGAGGCAGCCGUCGUCAUGGCGACGGCUUGAAGUAUUCGGUUUGUCAACAAGACUUUUCACAGGAAGGAAAAAGAACAAAAUGUAUUUUUAUGCAAUGUCGAUACAGGAUUAAUAAACGUGUCAAAACAGU